This is a messenger RNA of Entelurus aequoreus (snake pipefish), 1182 nucleotides long. RefSeq names its product ras-related protein Rab-9A-like. The record is from RefSeq and is a predicted model, not a curated record. Gene Ontology annotation, biological process: retrograde transport, endosome to Golgi. Gene Ontology annotation, molecular function: GTPase activity; GTP binding. Lineage: Eukaryota; Metazoa; Chordata; Actinopteri; Syngnathiformes; Syngnathidae. The transcript has 3 exons. The coding region runs from base 201 to 806 and encodes 201 amino acids. Gene Ontology annotation, cellular component: phagocytic vesicle; lysosome; late endosome.
AAACACGCGGCUCAUAUGAGCGCCCUCAAGCCUGCACACGCAUCACCAUGCCACAUGCUCCCGACACAGACCCAUUUUCAUCCGGUUCCAGGCUCCUGGUAUGUCCUUCUUCCACAUCAACGUUGAAGCCAUGCGGACAUGAAAAUGAAAGGUGUGCAGGUGUGAUGCGGAUGUAAAAAAUCUGCAGCCGCACUUCAGCCAUGACCUCCAAGACGCCCCUGUUCAAGGUCGUUCUCUUGGGCGACGGCGGCGUGGGAAAAUCGUCCCUCAUGAACCGCUUCGUCACCGACAAGUUCGACUCCCACCUCUUCCACACCAUCGGCGUGGAGUUCCUCAACAAGGAGCUGGACGUGGACGGCCAGAGUGUCAGGCUGCAGAUCUGGGACACGGCGGGACAGGAGCGCUUCCGCAGCCUGCGCACGCCGUUCUACCGCGGCUCCGACUGCUGCAUGCUCACCUUCAGCGUGGACGACGCGCAGAGUUUCUGCAACGUGGUCAACUGGAAGAAAGAGUUCACCUUCUACGCCGACCUCCAGGAGCCCGACAAGUUCCCCUUCGUGGUGCUGGGCAACAAGGUGGACACGACCGGGCGACAGGUGUCAGGGGAGGACGCGCGGCGGUGGUGCCGCGACAACGGCGGGCUUCUCUACUUCGAGACAAGCGCCAAGGAUGCUACCAACGUGGCGUCGGCCUUUGAAGAGGCAGUUCGUCUGGUUCUCAGGCAGGAUGAGCGACCUGACCACCUCAUCCACACCAACACGGUGGACCUGAAGAAGAGGAGUUACUCCGAUUCCAGCUGCUGCUGAACUGCACUUUUGUCCACCGAAAGUUACAUAAAUCCAUUCACAAUCAUAAUGUUGCAACGGGUUGGAGCAGGGGUGUCAAACUCAUUUUAGAUGGGGGGCCACAUGGAGAAAAAUCCUACUCCCAAGUGGGCCGGACUGCUAAAAUCACGGCACGAUAACUUAAAAAUAAAGACAACUUCAGAUGGUUUUCUUUGUUUAAAAUUAGAACAAGCACAUUCUGAAAAUGUACAAAUCAUAAUGGUCCGUGUACCUUCCGUUCAUUCUAUUUCCAAUUCCGAAUUGCUAAAUUAGGUCCGUUUUUCGAUUUUUACUAUACAAUGGCAGAUUUUAAAACAAACAAAAAGGACUUGAUUUUCAUUAAAAUGUUGCCAUAAAA